This is a messenger RNA of Penicillium brevicompactum, 447 nucleotides long. RefSeq lists its product as uncharacterized. The transcript has a single exon. NCBI's taxonomy places the organism in Eukaryota, Fungi, Ascomycota, Eurotiomycetes, Eurotiales, Aspergillaceae. The coding region runs from base 1 to 447 and encodes 148 amino acids. The record is from RefSeq and is a predicted model, not a curated record.
AUGUUUGAAGGUGCCAGGCAAAGCUUGGAUGGGCCUGGGAACGAAGAGACCGCCAACCAGCCCUCGGCUUGCGGGUUUGACUACUAUGAGCCUGUCGCGUGGGUUUCAGACCAGCUUUACAAUCAGGACCACUUAUACCUUCAGGAUGCAAGCAUUCCUUACCAGACCUCGGUUCGCGGGUUUGACAACUAUGAAGCUGGGUCUGUGGCGCGGGGUUCAGGUCAACUUUACAAUCAGAACCAUGGAUGUCAUCAGGGUGCAAGCGUUCCUUACCAGACCUCGGUUCGCGGGUUUGACAACUAUGACGCUGAGCCCAUCGCGUGGGAUUCAGGUCAGCGUUACAGUCAGGACGCACGGACGCCCUCGGGUGCGAGCGUUCCUUGUGAGAAAUUGGCUCACGAGCCUAACAACCCUGUCCUGCAUCUAUUGGAGGGAGGUUCCGUAUAG